UCAAAAGCUUUCCCCACAUAAGUUGUCACCAUUUUGGAUACAGAUUGGCAAACACUGUUCUAAAGCUGUUGACAAAUCCAGAAGUUUUUCUUUAAAAAAUUAUUUCCACAAAUUCAUUUCCUUGAGUGUGCAUUUGAACCAAAAAAUAAUCAUUCAAUCUUAAGAAACACACAACACAAAGAAAAACCGGAGCAAAAGAAAGAGAGAAACACAACUAUGAGCUACCAACGAUUUCCUCAAGACUACCCUCCUCCAGGGUAUGGUACACAAUAUCCACCACCAACAGCACCACCACCACCAGGGUACCCUCCACCCCCAGGGUAUGAAGGGUACCCUCCACCACCAGGGUAUGAAGGGUACCCUCACCACCCUCCACCACCAGGGUACGGUGGCUACCCUCACAAUCACCAGCACAGACCUGGUGGUUAUCAGGGUUACUUUAAUGAUGGGUAUCCUCCUCCACCACCUCCGCCGCAACCGUAUCCUCCUACACAGGUCUACCACUGUGAGCAUUAUAAUCAGCAUGAGGAUGGUUGUUUCUCCUUUUUGAAGGGAUGUUUGGCUGCCCUCUGUUGCUGCUGUGUGCUGGAAGAAUGCUGUUUCUAGUUGCCAAACUCUCCUUGGUUCUAGCUAAUACGAUGUCUUCCUCUUGGAUUUAUGUCCAAUAUGCGCAUUUUCACCUGUAAAGCUUGACCAGUUGUUUUUAUGCUAAAUCUGAUGUCUCUAUACAGUGAACAGAACAUUCUUAGUCAUGGGAUCAACAUUUGUAAUAUUGUGUAAAUUGAUACCUGAAGUUUGUGCAAGUAGUUUAUAGAACUAUGUGAGAUUUGUUUGAAUAACUAUGGCGUAUCUGUUUAUUAUGGUACCUUUCGGCGCCAGAUCAUGUUAUAUCUGCACAUUAGCAAUGGAGCUGUUUGAUUAUUA
Molecule: messenger RNA, 924 nt
Organism: Beta vulgaris subsp. vulgaris (sugar beet)
Lineage: Eukaryota; Viridiplantae; Streptophyta; Magnoliopsida; Caryophyllales; Amaranthaceae
Product: cysteine-rich and transmembrane domain-containing protein WIH2
Exons: 3
Coding region: 217-606 (129 amino acids)
Source: RefSeq, a predicted model, not a curated record